UUGGUCACACUCUGGUACUUAAGGUUGCCACAUCGGUUUAAUAAACAGAAGUGUCGUGUGUGCUUAAUUUAUUUGUUGUGAAAAGAUUUUUUGCGCUUUUAUUGUGCAUAAAACGUAAAAAAUUUGCAUUUAAUUGGAAGCAUGGCAUCAGACGAAGAGAAUGACGAUAAUUUUCAGGAAGAGGAAGAGGCGGUCGAGGAUAAUGCUCAGGUGGCUGAACUCUCCAAUGACUCCGAUGCGCCGUUGAAGCCCAAUUGUGAGCUGCCGCAGAAUGACGAGGAUGAUGAUUAUGAUCCGGAGGAUAAUCGCGGCAAGAAGAAGAAGGGCAAGAAGCGUAAAACAAAGAAGGGCGAGGAGAAGGGACGCAAAAAGAAGAAGCGCAAGAAGAAUGAAAGCGAAGAGGAUAGCGAUUUUGUGCAGCACGACGAGGAGGUGGAGUAUCCAAGUACUUCAUCCAAACGCGGACGCAAGCGCAAAGAAGAGAAGGAAAAGGCGCAAAAGGAGAAGGAAUCUUCAUCUUCAGGCAUGCCUUCUGUGGAGGAUGUGUGCUCGGCGUUCAGUGUGUGCGAUGUGGAAAUCGAGUACAGCGAGGAGGAUCUGCAGAGUCUGACCACGUACAAGGCAUUCAUGCAGCAUGUGCGUCCCAUUUUGCAGAAGGAGAAUCCCAAAAUUGCAGCACCCAAGCUAAUGAUGCUGGUGGCCGCCAAGUGGCGUGAGUUCUGCGAGAGUAAUCCUCAUAUCCAGCAGGAGCAGCAGCAGGCCGGAGGACAGACGCAGCCGUCGGCAGCCGAGCCGGAUGAGCCACGUUCAUCGCGUUCGUCGCGCAACGAGAAACCCGAUGAUAUCUACGAAGAGGAGGAGGAGGAGGAAGAAGAGGAAGAGGAGAAGAAGCCGCGACGCAAACGCAGCGGACGGAGCAGCAACAAAAAGGGACGUCGUCCAUCGGCCAAGGUGCCCACCUUGAAGAUCAAGUUUGGCAAACGCAAACGCGAUAGCUCCGACGAGGAGCAGGAUGCCAGUGGCGCCUCUGAGCGUGAUUCGGAUCUUGAAUUCGAGCGCAUGCUGCAAAAGUCCGAUGACAGUGCCGAUGAGAAGGAUGCCAAGGAUAAGGACAAGGACAAAGACAAGGAGAAGGAGAAACAGCCGACAGAGACUUCGGCGGCAGCAGCUGCUGCUGGCCAGGAUGACGGGGCUCCCGUGGUGCGUAAGAAGGCCAAGACCAAGAUUGGCAACAAGUUCAAGAAGAAGAACAAAAUGAAGAAAACAAAGAACUUUCCCGAAGGCGAAGAUGGCGAGCACGAGCAUCAGGAUUACUGUGAGGUGUGCCAACAAGGUGGCGAGAUCAUUCUCUGUGACACGUGUCCACGUGCCUAUCACUUGGUCUGCCUGGAGCCGGAACUGGAUGAGCCGCCAGAGGGUAAAUGGUCGUGCCCGCAUUGCGAGGCCGAUGGCGGUGCUCCCGAAGAGGAGGACGAUGAUGAGCAUCAGGAGUUCUGUCGUGUGUGCAAGGAUGGCGGCGAGCUGCUCUGCUGCGACUCGUGCCCAUCGGCAUAUCAUACCUUCUGCUUGAAUCCACCGCUGGACACCAUUCCCGACGGCGACUGGCGUUGUCCACGCUGCAGUUGCCCACCGUUGGUUGGAAAGGCCGAGAAGAUCAUCACCUGGCGCUGGGCCGUCCAGCGUCGUGGCAGCAGCGAAGCCUCCACCUCGAAGAGCGCCAAGAUGGGCAACCGUAUCCGUGAAUACUUCAUCAAGUGGCACAACAUGUCCUAUUGGCAUUGCGAGUGGGUCUCCGAGGUGCAACUGGACGUGCAUCAUCCGCUGAUGAUACGCUCGUUCCAGCGCAAAUACGACAUGGAGGAGCCGCCCAAAUUUGAGGAAUCCCUGGACGAGGCGGAUACGCGUUUCAAGCGCAUUCAACGUCACAAGGACAAGGUGGGCAUGAAGGGCAACGACGACGACGACGAGGCUGCCCUCGAGGAGCGCUUCUACAAGAAUGGCGUCAAGCCCGAAUGGUUGAUUGUCCAGCGUGUGAUCAAUCACCGUACCGCACGUGACGGCAGCACCAUGUAUCUGGUGAAAUGGCGCGAGUUGCCCUACGACAAGUCCACCUGGGAGGAGGAGGGCGAUGAUAUGCCCGGACUGCGUCAGGCCAUUGAUUACUAUCAGGAUUUGCGUGCCGUGUGCACCUCGGAGCAGACACGUGCUUCCAGCAGCAAGAAGAGCAAAAAGGGACGCCGAACCAAGAAACUCGAGCUAGAUGAUGAGGAUAGACCGGUGAAGCAUUAUACUCCGCCGCCGGAGAAGCCCACAACGGAUCUGAAGAAGAAGUACGAAGGACAACCCGCAUUCCUCGAUGAUACCGGGAUGCAACUGCAUCCCUAUCAGAUUGAGGGCAUCAAUUGGUUGCGUUACAGCUGGGGCCAAGGCAUCGAUACCAUAUUGGCCGAUGAAAUGGGUCUGGGCAAGACCAUACAGACGGUCACCUUUCUCUAUUCGCUGUACAAGGAGGGACAUUGUCGUGGUCCCUUCCUGGUGGCCGUGCCCCUCUCCACGCUUGUGAACUGGGAGCGUGAGUUUGAGCUCUGGGCUCCCGAUUUCUAUUGCAUCACAUACAUUGGCGACAAGGAUUCGCGUGCCGUGAUCCGUGAGAAUGAGCUGACGUUCGAGGAGGGCGCCAUACGGGGCACAAAGGUGUCUCGGUUGAGGACCACUCAAUAUAAAUUCAAUGUGCUGCUCACCAGCUACGAGCUGAUCUCCAUGGAUGCACCGUGUCUGGGCAGCAUUGAUUGGGCCGUUCUAGUGGUGGAUGAGGCGCAUCGCUUGAAGAGCAAUCAGAGCAAAUUCUUUCGCAUCCUCAACAGCUAUGCCAUUGCCUAUAAGCUCCUUCUAACGGGCACUCCAUUGCAGAACAAUUUGGAGGAACUUUUCCAUUUGCUCAACUUUUUGAGUCGCGACAAAUUCAACGAUCUUCAGGCGUUCCAGGGCGAGUUUGCCGAUGUAUCCAAGGAGGAGCAGGUGAAGCGUUUGCAUGAGAUGCUCGGUCCGCACAUGCUGCGUCGCCUCAAGACGGAUGUGCUCAAGAACAUGCCCUCCAAGUCGGAGUUUAUUGUGCGUGUCGAGUUGUCGGCGAUGCAGAAGAAGUUCUACAAGUUCAUUCUGACCAAGAACUAUGAGGCAUUGAAUUCCAAGAGCGGUGGUGGCUCCUGUUCCCUCAUUAACAUCAUGAUGGAUCUCAAAAAGUGUUGCAAUCAUCCGUAUCUAUUUCCCUCGGCGGCUGAGGAAGCUCCCACCUCCGCCGGAGGCAUCUAUGAGAUCAAUUCGUUGACCAAGGCAGCUGGAAAGCUAGUGCUGCUCUCCAAGAUGUUAAAGCAGUUGAAGUCGCAGAAUCAUCGUGUGCUCAUCUUCUCGCAGAUGACGAAAAUGCUGGACAUCCUGGAGGAUUUCCUCGAGGGAGAGCAGUACAAGUACGAGAGGAUUGAUGGCAGCAUAACGGGUACACUGCGUCAGGAGGCCAUCGAUAGAUUCAAUGCUCCGGGCGCCCAACAGUUUGUCUUUUUGCUCAGCACACGCGCUGGAGGAUUGGGCAUUAAUCUGGCCACCGCCGAUACCGUCAUCAUUUACGACUCGGAUUGGAAUCCCCACAACGAUAUUCAGGCCUUCUCGCGUGCCCAUCGUAUUGGCCAGGCCAACAAGGUGAUGAUCUAUCGCUUUGUCACCCGCAAUUCGGUGGAGGAGCGUGUGACGCAGGUGGCCAAGCGCAAGAUGAUGUUAACCCAUCUUGUGGUGCGUCCCGGCAUGGGAGGCAAGGGAGCCAAUUUCACCAAGCAGGAACUGGAUGAUAUCUUGCGUUUUGGCACUGAGGAUCUCUUCAAGGAGGAUGACAAAGAGGAGGCCAUCCAUUAUGAUGACAAGGCCGUUGCGGAACUUCUCGAUCGCACCAAUCGCGGCAUUGAGGAGAAGGAAUCUUGGGCCAAUGAGUAUUUGUCCUCGUUCAAGGUGGCAUCCUAUGCCACCAAAGAGGAGGAGGAAGAGGAGGAAACGGAGAUCAUAAAGCAAGAUGCUGAAAACUCGGAUCCCGCCUAUUGGGUUAAACUGUUGCGACACCACUACGAACAGCAUCAGGAGGAUGUGGGACGCUCCCUGGGCAAGGGUAAACGUGUGCGCAAACAGGUGAAUUACACAGAUGGCGGCGUCGUGGCAGCGGACACCUCACGGGAUGACUCCAACUGGCAGGACAAUGGCAGCGAAUACAACUCGGAAUAUUCCGGCGGCAGUGAUGAGGAUGCCGGCGAUGAUGACUUUGAUGAACAGAACGGCGAACGCAAGGCCAAGCGACGUCUGGAGCGACGUGAUGAUCGCCCUCUGCCGCCGCUCCUCGCACGUGUUGGUGGCAACAUUGAGGUGCUGGGAUUCAAUGCCCGGCAGAGGAAGAGCUUCCUCAAUGCAAUCAUGCGAUACGGCAUGCCACCACAGGAUGCCUUCAAUUCGCAGUGGCUGGUGCGGGAUUUGCGUGGCAAAUCUGAGCGUAACUUCAAGGCAUAUGUGUCCUUGUUUAUGCGGCAUCUCUGUGAGCCGGGAGCGGACAAUGCCGAGACCUUUGCCGAUGGUGUGCCGCGAGAGGGAUUGUCCCGUCAGCAUGUGUUGACGCGCAUUGGCGUCAUGUCUCUGAUCCGCAAGAAGGUGCAGGAGUUUGAGCACAUCAAUGGCUACUACAGCAUGCCCGAGCUGAUCCUCAAACCGUGUGAGCCAGUGCGUUCAGCUAUCGGCGGCGCCAAACAGGAGCAGGCCUUGGACUCCACCGGCUCCACGACGUCGGCAACGGGCAAACCACCGGCGGAGAGCGCCACCACCAGCAACAGUGCAACACCAGCAACAAGUGCUGCUCCGAGUCCAGCGCCAGCUUCCGAAAAGAGCGAAGAUAAGGCCACUGUGGAUAAGGCAACGCCCGAGAAGCAGGAGCCCAAAUCCGAACCAGAUGCUGCCCAGGACGAAGAUAAAAAGGUGUCGGAUGCAGCUGUCAAGCAGGAGAAGAUGGAGGAGUCUAGCGAUGUCGAGGCCAAGUCCAGCACAGGACUCGAGGCGCAGGCGGUCAAGAGCGAGCCAACCAAACUGGAGCCCAAGGAGGAGGCCAAAGAGCUGGCACAGCCCAAGGAGCUCAAGGAGGAGCCCAAAACCGAACAGAGUGACAACAAGGAGAAGGAAAAGGAAAAGGAGAAAACUAGCAGCGAUGAGAAGACAACAACAACUACACCAACAACUGCAACUACAACUCCAACCACAACUAAUCCAAACACCAGCACAAUCAUCGAUGAUGAUGACGACGAUGUGAUGAUUGUCAAGGAGGAUGGUGAACUGGAGAAGCCCAAUGCCAGCUCGAAUAAUGCCAACUCACCCAAGGAUCAAAAGGGAGCAGCCGGAACAGCUGCAGCUGGAGCUGGAGCGGGUAAACAAGUUGAGGAUAGCCUGGAGGUGUUGAAGCGCAAGUUCAUGUUCAAUAUUGCCGAUGGUGGCUUCACAGAGCUGCACACCUUGUGGCUGAACGAGGAGAAGGCAGCGGUGCCUGGACGGGAAUACGAAAUCUGGCAUCGUCGCCAUGACUAUUGGCUCUUGGCCGGCAUUGUCACACAUGGCUAUGGACGUUGGCAGGAUAUCCAGAAUGACAUACGCUUUGCAAUCAUUAAUGAACCCUUCAAAAUGGAUGUGGGCAAGGGCAAUUUCUUGGAGAUUAAGAAUAAAUUUUUGGCCCGACGUUUCAAGCUGCUCGAACAGGCGCUGGUCAUUGAGGAGCAGCUGCGUCGUGCGGCAUUCUUGAAUCUCGCCCAAGAUCCGAGUCAUCCGGCAAUGUCGCUUAAUGCACGCUUCGCUGAGGUUGAAUGCCUCGCUGAAUCCCAUCAGCAUUUGAGCAAGGAAUCUCUGGCAGGCAAUAAGCCCGCUAAUGCGGUCCUGCACAAGGUGCUCAAUCAGCUGGAGGAGCUGCUCUCCGACAUGAAGAGCGAUGUCUCACGGCUGCCGGCCACUUUGGCCCGUAUUCCGCCAGUGGCGCAACGUCUGCAAAUGUCCGAGCGUUCGAUAUUGUCGCGUCUGGCGGCCACAGCUGGCAAUGCCUCCAAUGCUGCUCAAUUGAUGGCACAAUUCCCCGCUGGCUUCCAGGGCACCACCUUGCCGGCGUUUACGGGCGGACCCGCUGGCAACUUUGCCAACUUUAGGCCACAGUUCUCGGUGCCCGGACAGCUGUCCAACAAUGCCGGCUCCUGAACGCCUAAAUGUCAAUCCUCCUCCUAAGCGCAUUCAAAUUCCAUGGAAAUUAAUUACUCUUCAGCUAAGAAUUUAAUUACGAAUAUUAAAUAACAUACAUACCCAACAAACGCAUGCAUGAUGCAUACAUACAUACAUAUAUAUACUAUAUUUAUCAUAAAAAUAAUCAUUUGCAAUGAAAUUAUUACAAGCAGUUCACAAAUUAAUUACGAGUAUUUGCCGCUUUCAAUUUAAUAACAUAUUGACAAUUAUAUACAUAUAUAAUAAUGUUUAAUUACUUAUUGUGUGAUUUCAUUUUAUAUAGUUACACCUACAAUAUAAAUUCCAAUAACAUUGCAAAAGAACAACAAA
Messenger RNA from Drosophila innubila, 6609 nucleotides. RefSeq names its product chromodomain-helicase-DNA-binding protein Mi-2 homolog (gene Mi-2). Bases 142 to 6258 code for a protein of 2038 amino acids. Gene Ontology annotation, molecular function: chromatin binding; DNA binding; ATP hydrolysis activity. Lineage: Eukaryota; Metazoa; Arthropoda; Insecta; Diptera; Drosophilidae. Gene Ontology annotation, cellular component: chromatin; nucleus. The transcript is spliced from 5 exons. Gene Ontology annotation, biological process: chromatin remodeling; negative regulation of transcription by RNA polymerase II. The record is from RefSeq and is a predicted model, not a curated record.